Messenger RNA from Pieris rapae (cabbage white), 1061 nucleotides. Its product is annotated as poxin. The transcript is spliced from 5 exons. The coding region runs from base 166 to 885 and encodes 239 amino acids. Gene Ontology annotation, molecular function: nuclease activity. Lineage: Eukaryota; Metazoa; Arthropoda; Insecta; Lepidoptera; Pieridae. The record is from RefSeq and is a predicted model, not a curated record.
UUAAACAAUGGAACAACGGGGAAUUCCCCUUUAGUAUUUUCGCGAAAGUAAUAAGAGUGCCUUUGUGCCAACUUUAAGCGUCAUACGGUUAUAGGCCAACCACACAGCACAUUGACUGAAUCAUCUAUGUCAAGAAGAUAAAGCGGUGAAGAUAAAAGCGACGAUAUGUCUCAGCGUACGGUCUUGAAUGAGCAGUAUAAGGGGUUGGUGGAGCGAAUGUCAGUUCCGGUUGAGCUUCAUGAGAGAGAGGGACGUCGCUAUGCUACCUGUGCUUCGUUAGUUCCCAUACAUUGUUGCACGGCGGAACAGAAGGCAGAACUCUCGGUGUCAACCCACCACUACUGUGACGUGUUUACGGAACAAGUUUUGGCUCAUUUGGCCGAGCUUGCCUACGUCCGGCUAGAUGCGGACACUGCUGAGAAGGUAUUUUUGAAUCGUACUAAGCGUAUACUACUUGUAUCGAGCGACGGUAAACUGGCCCAAUGGCGAUGUGCUCCGACUUUUGAGUCUGCGAAUAAUUAUAUCGCAGGUGCACCUAUUGUCAAUAAAGAUGGUAGCAUCGUUUCCAUAGUGACCGCCAAGCGGGGGAACCACUAUGCGGUAUCCAAUGCAGAGGGUGAGGGUGGGUAUUUCGAGACGUCCAAACCCUGGGAGAUCAUCGAUACAGGUGACGCUAAAUUCGUGUACGCAGACAAAACUUUCUCCACCCGUGAGGAAUUACGGGCAUAUAUUAAUUCCCUUCCCCCCGCUUCACUCGCUUCACCCCCGCGGCCGCUUUUGAUCCGCGGAAACAGUCCCCGAGUCGCUCUAGUUGCAGAGAAUGGAAGGCAGCUGGUUCAUAUUUAUCUAUCUGGAGUACUAGUUAAUGAUGUUCAGUACUUAUAAGUUUUUACCAAUUUGAAAUAUCAUUUUAAUAUCAUAAAGCGUUAAGUUUCUUUAGAAAUAUUUGGUGAAUUGUUAACAUUAAAGGAAUACGCAAAAUAAUGAAUGUAGAGUUUAUAGCUUCAGCUAUUACAGCUUCCCCAGAAUGUAGGCGAAAUAAAAAUAUACAAUUGCAGUUA